Messenger RNA from Topomyia yanbarensis, 1421 nucleotides. RefSeq names its product zinc finger protein 879-like. Gene Ontology annotation, molecular function: DNA-binding transcription factor activity, RNA polymerase II-specific; RNA polymerase II cis-regulatory region sequence-specific DNA binding; zinc ion binding. Gene Ontology annotation, biological process: regulation of transcription by RNA polymerase II. The coding region runs from base 85 to 1338 and encodes 417 amino acids. NCBI's taxonomy places the organism in Eukaryota, Metazoa, Arthropoda, Insecta, Diptera, Culicidae. The transcript is spliced from 4 exons. The record is from RefSeq and is a predicted model, not a curated record. Gene Ontology annotation, cellular component: nucleus.
CAUAACGUCAAAAUAAAGAAAAUAAACAGUGAACGGAUAUUCUUACAGUUGAUAAACGGAAAUUUUGUGCAGGUGCAGCUUCUGAUGGCUACCACUUCAGACAUGGACCUAUGCCGCUUAUGUCUGACAGACGAUGGUAUAAUGUGUCCCAUAUUCGGCAAUGAAAGAUCCAAUUUAGCUCAAAAAAUUUUUGAAUGUACUUCGAUUCAGGUCGAAAAAAUCGCAGGAGUUCCCUCGUCGAUAUGCGAGGUCUGUAAAUCGAAAUUAAUAAUCUGUCUCGAGUUUAUCCGUCAAUGUUCAAAAGCGGAUGCAGAUAUACGACUUAUUUACGCUGAACAUUUCGAGCUGCAUGAAUCGACUUAUGCCAGAAACGGAACAAAAUUUGACAGGCAGGAGGACCCUCAAGGUCUUGCAAAUGAAGAAGUCGAAAUUAUCAACGUUCUUCCAUGCGAGGAAGGUGAAUUGCAAACGAAUGAGCUGUUUGAUAAUGCACAAAAAGACAAUGGAUCAAUUGUCAUUGAAAUCGUUGAACAUCAGUCGCAACCAGAUAAGUUGGAAGAUCUGCAUGAGGAAACUGUGAUAGUAGAAUUAGAAACGGUGGAAGGUGACAAAAAAGAAGUACUCGAAGAAACAAUUAAAAAAACCGAAAAAUCUGAGGAAGAGGUCCCAAUCGAUGAGGGAAAACAUUCCGUAAAAAAUAAAAAUCGCCGGGAGACUUCAGGCAAGGUUAGGCAGGUUUCAAAAAAACGGCGUAGUAAAGAUACAACUGAUAACAAAAGCAAUGUUAAAAAGUACAAAAAAGAAUGUCCGAUUUGUCACGUACCGCAGCAGAAUUUGAAGCAGCACAUGCUUCUUCACUCUGGAAUUAAAAAGCAUGUAUGCCAGUAUUGUAAAAAGGCAUUUACUCAAAGAGGCAACCUAACAUGUCAUUUGAAUAUUCAUACUGGAAAUAAACCGCACAAAUGUGAUCAAUGCGACAAAAGCUUCGGUGACCCUACUGCCUUGAAAAUGCAUAAGGUCAUUCAUACCGAUGAGCCUAGCUUUCAGUGUGAUAUUUGUAGUAAACAUUUCAAAUAUCGACACUCCCUGUUAACACAUAUUAGAAGUCAUAACGAUGAUCGGAGGCAUGCUUGUACUUAUUGUAGCAUGGCCUUCGUUACAAGUUCUAGCUUGAAAAAACACGUGCGGAAGCAUACGGGCGAACGACCCUACAAGUGCGAACAGUGCUCUAAAUCAUUUACCUCUUCUGGUAAUUUGCAAACACACAGGAGAAGCCACGCUAAAAAAACACGACCCAGUUUGGAGGACUCAUCGGAAUCGAGCACAGACAGGGAGUAAAAGUUGAAUUCUUAUUGAUACCCAUAAUCAACUGUGAUUAAACUCGAAUGGAGUCAUUGCCAUCUACUGACUGGGAUCAAUAA